AUGGUUGGUGCGCAACCGCUGCGGAGCGGUCUUGCGCAAACCGCACGUUGUGAAAAUGAACAUUCAUCCUUUGGUUCAGAAGGGCUCUCGCAGACCGAAUUGGAUCUCAUCCUCGAGGAACGAAGACCUCUUCUUUUUCCCAGCUGGGGUGGACCUGCAGAACCCCCUCCUCCUGCAAGCGACUCAAUGGGGGGACCUUCCUGGGAUGAAAGCCGGCAGCGAUGGCGCCGAACCUUUGAAGUUCUCGACAAUGGAGAAGUGAGAGUGAGAGAUAAAGGCUAUUCCCGACAGUUGGAGCAUCUCGCAGACGACCCGCAAGAACUUGAUGCGGCUCUAAAACUCAUCGGCCAAUUCGCGCUCGCUGCUGGAAAGCUGUACUGCGACGUGUUCUGCAUUUCCGGUAAAUCCCGUCCACUGACCCCCAAGGAAGUCGAAAUGUCAGGAUUAUGGCUGCAUGGGGGAAAAUUCGUGACUUGUGCACACCUUCUACAAAUACUUCCCAACACGCACGUGGACGAGACGGUGAAGCGUUUGUGCGAUCCAUGUCUGGCGCAAGCACGUGUUUCGACAGCAAACCUUUCACGGGAGAUUGAUGACGAUUUUGGGCCUGCGUACCCUGUUCGCUUGUCGACCUUCUGCAGAGCCUCAGACCUUGCCGUCUUUGUCUUGAACCCUCAAGCCGCUGAAAACAAGCACAUACCUUUUCCUCCCAAACACUCCAUCGACCCUGGCCUGUUACAACCACUAUCUUUCGGGAAUAACAUGUUAUCCAUGGACCACUUCGCCGCAUAUUAUCCGAGGAAGAGAGUGGAGACACGUGACGCGUCAUUGCCUGACCAGCUCAAACGCAAGUCAAAAGCACUAAACAUCAACGAUGCUUGCGAAUUUAUGGGGCACGAAAAUUAUGAUUAUACCUUCAUAUCGGAAACUCGAAGCAUAGCGGUUGGUAGGGUCAUUGCGAAACAGAACGGGAGUUCUCCUGCACUUUGGUACAAAGAUGGCAAGCUCACCGAGAAUUGGGAUUGCGAUAUUCCUGGCUUCUGGGGAUGCAGUGGAGGGAUGGUGUGCAGAAUCGAGAAGAACUCUGGUGUUUGGGGAGCUCGUGUCGUUGGAAUAUUUCAAGGAGAAUCCAGCAACAAUCUCAAAUACAACAGUGUUCUCGGAUUUACCGCUGCCGGUAUCGCAGAACUCCAAAAGCCCCAUUUCGACGAGAACCGGAUCGACCGACAGCUUACUUCUCUCACCCUGUGA
Molecule: messenger RNA, 1251 nt
Organism: Fonsecaea nubica
Lineage: Eukaryota; Fungi; Ascomycota; Eurotiomycetes; Chaetothyriales; Herpotrichiellaceae
Exons: 6
Coding region: 1-1251 (416 amino acids)
Source: RefSeq, a predicted model, not a curated record